This is a messenger RNA of Calidris pugnax (ruff), 1460 nucleotides long. It is a transcript of the gene RIOX1, whose product is annotated as chromosome unknown open reading frame, human C14orf169. Gene Ontology annotation, cellular component: nucleolus. Lineage: Eukaryota; Metazoa; Chordata; Aves; Charadriiformes; Scolopacidae. The coding region runs from base 1 to 1410 and encodes 469 amino acids. The record is from RefSeq and is a predicted model, not a curated record. Gene Ontology annotation, molecular function: histone H3K4 demethylase activity; histone H3K36 demethylase activity. The transcript is spliced from 2 exons.
AUGGCGGCGGUGGAGGAGCAGCAGCGGCGGCGGCUGGGCCGCCUCUCGGCGUUCUCGGUGGGGCGGCUGGAGGACAGCCGGCAGCGGGGGGCCGAGCUGUUCCGCUGGCUGGUGUCGCCGGUGCCGCCGGAGGAGUUCGUGGGGCGGCACUGGGAGCGGGCGCCGCUGCUGGUGCGACGGGGCGACCCCGGCUAUUACGCGGGGCUCUUCUCCACCGCCGACUUCGACGCCGCCCUGCGAGGUGGCCAGGUGGACUUCGGGACCCACCUGGACGUGACCAGCUACUCCGAAGGGGUAAGGGAGACGCACAACCCCUCCGGCCGGGCCCUGCCCGCCGUCGUCUGGGACUUCUACCAGAACGGCUGCUCCCUGCGGCUCCUCAGCCCCCAGUCCUUCUCCACCACCGUCUGGCACUUCCUCUCCAUCCUGCAGGAGCACUUCAGCAGCAUGGCGGGGGCCAACACGUACCUCACACCACCGGGGACGCAGGGCUUCGCCCCCCACUACGAUGACAUCGAGGCCUUCGUGCUGCAGCUGGAGGGGAAGAAGCACUGGCGCGUCUACAGUCCCCGGACGGACGCCGAGGUGCUACCCCAGUUCUCCAGCCCAAACUUCACGCAGGCUGAGCUUGGGGAGCCCGUGCUGGAGACGGUGCUGGAGGCCGGGGACCUGCUGUACUUCCCCCGUGGCUUUAUCCACCAGGGCGACUGUCUCCCUGACGCGCACUCGCUCCACAUCACGGUGUCUUCCUACCAGAGGAACUCCUGGGGGGACCUCCUGGAGAAGCUCCUCCCGGCUGCUCUGCAAAUGGCCCUGGAGGAGGACGUGGAGUACCGACAAGGGCUUCCCAUGGACUACCUGGGCUACAUGGGGGUCGCCAACUCGGACGCGGUCGAUGCUCGCCGAACGGCCUUUAUGGAGAAGGUACAGAGCCUGAUAAAGAAACUCGUUCGCUAUGCACCCAUCGAUGCUGCCGUGGAUCAGAGAGCCAAGUCGUUCCUUCAUGACUGUCUCCCCCCGGUGCUUACGCAGAGCGAGAAGGUGCAGAGCGUGUACGGCUUCCCGGCCCGCUGGCAAGACGGAGGCCCCCGCGACGUCGAUAUACUGAUAACAAAAGAGACUGAAGUACGUCUCCUCCGCCACGGCGUCGUCAGGUUGUGUAAUGAAGAAGCAGGUGUGAUGCUGUACUACACGACGGAAAACUCAAGAGUGUAUCACAAGGAAGAACCCAAGUUCCUGGAGAUAGAUCCCGAGUACAUGGACAGUAUCGAAUUUCUCCUGUCUUCCUAUCCAAAUCACGUCAGCGUGGACAGCCUUCCCUGUGAAACCUUGGAGGACAAGAUUUCUCUAGCCACGCUCCUGUUUGAGAAGGGCAUUCUGACUACGAAGAAGCCCCUGGUGCAAGUGUAGCUCUAAUUUUUUGGUUUUUUAACAAAAUAAAUAUACAUUUGUUUAGAAAA